Solanum dulcamara is the source of this 1360-nucleotide messenger RNA. Its product is annotated as probable phosphopantothenoylcysteine decarboxylase. The coding region runs from base 317 to 937 and encodes 206 amino acids. Gene Ontology annotation, cellular component: phosphopantothenoylcysteine decarboxylase complex. The record is from RefSeq and is a predicted model, not a curated record. The transcript is spliced from 3 exons. Gene Ontology annotation, molecular function: FMN binding; phosphopantothenoylcysteine decarboxylase activity. Lineage: Eukaryota; Viridiplantae; Streptophyta; Magnoliopsida; Solanales; Solanaceae. Gene Ontology annotation, biological process: coenzyme A biosynthetic process.
AUUGGGUUUCGCUACCCAAGUAAACUAUAUAGACUUUUGUUUUCAAAAUCCUCCGAGUCCCAAUUCCCAAUUCUCCGUGGAAAAAGUUAUAAAGCACAAAUUGCGCUUAUCCCGCCCUUUUUCCAUUUACAAAAUUGAUCGGCGUCCGACUUCCGGUUAGGGUUUUGUCAACGCCGCCGACGUAAACGGGGAGCUGACUUGUUGGAUUUUCUUUUGCAAAUACAUACAUUCAUAGAGUUGCUAGAGUUGUUGUUCACAAGUUUUGCACUUCAAUUUUUUGUUUCCACGUCCACUCAAGCUUUUCGUUAUAGGAAACAUGGAGCCUACAACUCCAGUUCAAGUUAACUAUGCUUCACGUAAACCUCGGAUUCUGCUAGCUGCAAGUGGAAGUGUGGCAGCUAUCAAAUUUGCAAAUCUAUGUCAUUGCUUUUCUGAAUGGGCAGAUGUCAAAGCAGUUGCAACAAAAGCUUCUCUUCAAUUCAUAGACAAAGUGUCAUUUCCAAAAGACGUCGACCUUUAUACAGAUGAUCAUGAAUGGGCCGUUUGGAAGAAGGUAGGUGAUGGUGUGCUACACAUUGAGCUCCGUAGGUGGGCUGAUAUCAUGGUUAUUGCCCCUUUAUCAGCAAAUACGCUUGGAAAGAUUGCUGGUGGAUUGUGUGAUAACUUGCUGACCUGCAUUGUGCGAGCGUGGGACUAUAAGAAACCCUUUUUUGUGGCACCAGCCAUGAAUACAUUUAUGUGGUAUAACUCAUUCACAGAACGUCACCUUAUGACAAUUGACGAGCUUGGUAUCUCUCUUAUACCACCAGUAUCAACGAGGCUUGCCUCUGGAGAUUAUGCAAAUGGAGCGAUGGCAGAGCCUUCUCACAUCUUCUCAACUGUAAGACUCUUUGUAGAGUCCCGAUCACAACCGGGGGGGAGUAGAACCAUGUCAUGAUAUAUAUAUAUAUGGAUCAUGAAAAUUCUUUCACCAUUUCAUCCAAGGCAUAGAAAUUGCUGUUGAAAUUCGCCAAAAGGCUUGGCAUAUUGUUCUUCUCCCCUGCUGUCUUGUUUGUGUACUCGUUAGAGCUACUUGCCUUUUGGGUUCACUUUCAUUUUUGUGUGCAGAUACCAUGCAACUCCAAGUAGUAUUAGCUGCUAAAAGUGGACGUAAUCAUGGAACAACGUGUGCAAAAUAGACACAGCUUCUUGAUUAGCGUAGCGAAUGAUGAUUGAAACUCAAUCUAUUUGAGACUAGGUUUACUUGUACAAAUUGGUUGAUCUCAGGCUUAUUGUGCUAUAUUGAACUUUACUGCAUCCUCUACCAUGUUACUGAAGAUUAAUUGGGAAUAAUUGAGUGAUUUUAAAAGCUUUCACCUUA